AUGACCCUUGUGGAGGUCAACAUCACGCCGCUCCCCCUGCCACUCUCCACCGCCAAACGCCUUAUCUCCCGCACCUGCCACUCUAUGUGGGACGACACACUCUAUGACACCCUCCGCACCACCUCCAUGGGCCAGUACCGCACCACCUCCUCCCCACAGCCUUGGCGAGUGCUGCUCCGACACCAACUCCGCGCCCUCGUGCUGCCCACCUUUGACCUGCCCACGCUGCUGGCAGCGGCAGGCGUCCACCCAUCACGGCAGGAACCUGUCAUCCGCCUCACCUGCGCCUUCCUCAGGAAGACGGGGCAGCUCAGAGGCCUUGACGACAAGGAGAUGCUUCUUCCUCCUGCGUCUGGCUACGUCAGCAAAGUUGGUGCGACCCGACUCAGCACAAAGCACACCGGCCACUUCACUCAGCUCCUUCACACUGGAUACCCAAGAUUCAACUUCAUCUCUCACAACUAUUAUUUCUUUAGCCCAUCUCUUGCACCCCGGGAUGUGGUGUUGGCCAUGCUGGGAGGAGCACAGCACCAGGAGACAGCUGCUCAAGUGAGGGUCUGAGGCGGACGCUGCAGCGCUCGCUGCGUCCACGCUGCCACUGACCUCAGGACCCCUUGGUGCAUUCCUCGCCUCGCCUGCCGCUUGGUCCCUGAGUGUGGCGUUGGGGGAACCUUGCCACCCGCUGCAGCUUCCCUGAGGUUCCUGCAAGACCCUCACCCCAGGAGUGGUGGGCAGGGGAGGCUGCAAGGCCGGGCAGCAGCCUGAGUGGCGGGACCAGCAGGAACACUGCCACUGCUGUGAGGACCAGAAGAACACACCCACCCCCACCACCACCACCACUGACAACAACAAUAAUACUGCCACCACCACUGACAACAACAACAGCAACUAUAUCACCACCACCACCACCACCUUGCUGCUGGCACCUUCGGCCACAAAGGAAAGGGAAAGUUUGAGUGUGACAAGAUUUGAGACUGGGAGCAAGUUCAGCAGACACAGCCUUGCACACACUGGUGAGGGAAACCAUG
Eriocheir sinensis (Chinese mitten crab) is the source of this 1028-nucleotide messenger RNA. RefSeq lists its product as uncharacterized. The record is from RefSeq and is a predicted model, not a curated record. Bases 1 to 561 code for a protein of 186 amino acids. The transcript is spliced from 4 exons. NCBI's taxonomy places the organism in Eukaryota, Metazoa, Arthropoda, Malacostraca, Decapoda, Varunidae.